CUUGUGGUCGCCUACGGAGCCGCCUACUAGGGGACACCCAACGCCGGAGCGAGGCUGUGAGCCCCUGGCGGUGCUUUUGGCGAGCUCCGGGGUCUAACUGCGCGCGUCGGGGCUCUGGGCCGUGGCUCCCGGGGCGACCCUCCGUGGAGGGAGCCUUGGCGCCGUGCGCCCCACCCGGUACCCGGCUCCCGAGCUCGCCGGGGCCGCGGACGAGCGUCCCUCGGAGCGCUGCGGUCUGCGCCGGGCUUAGGAAAAUUGCCGUGCGGGUACCGGGGCUUUGUGAGGGCAGAGCCUGCGUCCGACAGCCUUAGUAAUUUACGGCGGAGCACAAAUUGGUGUAAGACGGGAGCGCCAGGAGCUUCUCGAAGAGGCCAAGAAGAUGGAGAUGGCCAAGUUCCGGUACAUCCUGCCCGUGUACGGCAUUUGCCGGGAGCCCGUGGGCCUGGUCAUGGAGUACAUGGAGACCGGCUCGCUGGAGAAGCUGCUGGCCUCCGAGCCGCUGCCCUGGGAGCUGCGCUUCCGCAUCGUUCACGAGACGGCCGUGGGCAUGAACUUCCUGCACUGCAUGGCCCCGCCCCUCUUGCACCUGGACCUCAAGCCGGCCAACAUCCUGCUGGACGCGCACUACCACGUCAAGAUUUCCGACUUUGGGCUGGCCAAGUGCAACGGGUUGUCCCACUCGCACGACCUCAGCAUGGACGGCCUGUUCGGCACCAUCGCCUACCUCCCUCCGGAGCGCAUCCGAGAGAAAAGCCGGCUCUUUGACACCAAGCAUGAUGUGUACAGCUUUGCCAUCGUGCUGUGGGGUGUGCUCACGCAGAAGAAGCCGUUUGCAGAUGAGAAGAACAUCCUGCACAUCAUGGUGAAGGUGGUGAAGGGCCACCGGCCCGAGCUGCCGCCGGUCUGCCGAGCCCGGCCCCGCGCCUGCAGCAGCCUCAUCCGCCUCAUGCAGCGCUGUUGGCACGAGGACCCACGGGCCCGGCCCACCUUCCAGGAAAUCACUUCGGAGACCGAGGACCUGUGCGAGAAGCCGGACGAUGAGGUGAAGGACGCGUCUCCUGCGCCCGACGUGCCAAGUCCCCUGGAGCCCACCAGCCAGGCGGCUCCCGCUGUGUCGGCGCCCCUCAAGCGAGCCUCGGCCCCCGCCUUUGACAAUGACUGCAGCCUGUCUGAGUUGCUGUCGCAGCUGGACUCCGGCCUCGCCCAGACCCCCGAGCAGCCCGAGGAGCUCAGCCGCAGCUCCUCCGAGUCCAGGCUCCCGUCCUCCAGCAGCGGCAAGAGGCUCUCGGGCGUGUCUUCCGUGGACUCGGCCUUCUCCUCCCGAGGCUCGCUCUCGCUGUCUUUCGAGCGGGAACCCUGCACAAGCGAACUGGGCACCACAGACAUCCAGAAGAAGAAGCUGGUGGAUGCCAUUGUAUCUGGGGACACCGGCAAGCUGAUGAAGAUCCUGCAGCCACAGGACGUGGACUUGGUCCUGGACGGCAGCGCCAGCCUGCUGCACUUGGCUGUGGAAGCCGGCCAGGAGGAGUGCGUCAAGUGGCUGCUGCUCAACAACGCCAACCCCAACCUGACCAACCGGAAGGGCUCCACACCGCUGCACGUGGCCGUGGAGAGGAGAGUGCGUGGCGUCGUGGAGCUGCUGCUAGCCCGCAAGAUCAGCAUCAACGCCAAGGACGAGGACCAGUGGACGGCGCUGCACUUCGCGGCACAGAACGGCGACGCGGGCAGCGCACGUCUGCUGCUGGAGAAGAAUGCCUCGGCCAGCGAGGUGGACUUUGAGGGCCGCACACCCAUGCACGUGGCCUGCCAGCAUGGCCAGGAGAACAUCGUGCGCCUCCUGUUGAGGCGCGGCGUGGAUGUGAGCCUGCAGGGCAAGGACGCCUGGGUGCCGCUGCACUACGCCGCCUGGCAGGGCCACCUGCCCAUUGUCAAGCUGCUGGCCAAGCAGCCGGGCGCUAGCGUGAACGCCCAGACCCUGGACGGCAGGACGCCCCUGCACCUGGCUGCCCAGCGGGGCCACUACCGCGUGGCUCGCAUGCUGCUCGACCUCGGCUCCGACGUCAAUGUUCGCAGCCUCCGGGCCCAGACUCCCUUGCACGUGGCGGCCGAGACGGGCCACACCAGCACCACACGGCUGCUCCUGCACCGUGGUGCUGGCAAGGAGGCUGUGACCGCAGAGGGCUGCACCGCCUUGCACCUGGCGGCCCGCAACGGACACCUGGCCACCGUGAAGCUGCUGCUGGAGGAGCAGGCCGAUGUGCUGGCCCGGGGGCCCCUGAGCCAGACAGCCCUGCACCUGGCUGCUGCCCACGGGCAUUCGGAGGUGGUGGAGGAACUGGUCAGUGCUGAGCUCAUCGACCUGGCGGAUGCCCAGGGCCUCAGUGCCCUGCACCUGGCCGCCCAGGGCCGGCACGCGCAGACCGUGGAGACGCUGCUCCGACAUGGGGCCCACAUCAACCUGCAGAGCCUCAAGUUCCAGGGCAGCCACAGCCCCACGGCCACACUCCUGAGGCGGAAUAAGACCUAGCCCAGCCACCCCAGCACCCUCUGGGAGACGGGCAGGGUCUGUGUGAGCUGCUUGUCCUGCCCUGUUGGCGGCU
Messenger RNA from Ochotona princeps (American pika), 2600 nucleotides. RefSeq names its product receptor interacting serine/threonine kinase 4 (gene RIPK4). NCBI's taxonomy places the organism in Eukaryota, Metazoa, Chordata, Mammalia, Lagomorpha, Ochotonidae. The transcript is spliced from 8 exons. The coding region runs from base 380 to 2527 and encodes 715 amino acids. Gene Ontology annotation, molecular function: protein binding; ATP binding; protein kinase activity. Gene Ontology annotation, biological process: protein phosphorylation. The record is from RefSeq and is a predicted model, not a curated record.